Oreochromis aureus is the source of this 2132-nucleotide messenger RNA. Its product is annotated as C-type lectin domain family 12 member B-like. The record is from RefSeq and is a predicted model, not a curated record. Gene Ontology annotation, cellular component: external side of plasma membrane. The transcript has 7 exons. Gene Ontology annotation, biological process: natural killer cell inhibitory signaling pathway; negative regulation of signaling receptor activity. NCBI's taxonomy places the organism in Eukaryota, Metazoa, Chordata, Actinopteri, Cichliformes, Cichlidae. The coding region runs from base 1017 to 1886 and encodes 289 amino acids. Gene Ontology annotation, molecular function: signaling receptor regulator activity; protein phosphatase binding.
CAACCUUCCAGUUACAAGAAGAGCGUCCCAACCCCCUGAACCACGGUCACCCCCAUUUCACAAAUGGAUGGACUGUCUCUUUUAAUAUUCUGACACAAACCUUCUCAGGGAGGCUGAGGAGUGUGAUCUCCUGAAGUUUGAACCCACCAGCACAGUUUUACAAAUCCAGAGGCCGAGUACCCGACUCCCAUGUAAUGUUGCAGAGGUGUGUUAACCAGGACGGCCCAACAACAAAGAGUAUUUCCUGGUGAUGUCACUUUUCCUCCUUAUGUUGGACACUUUUUCACACACGUACUUCUGUAUUGCUCUGAAAAUCAAACCAAACAUGAGAAAAAGCUGAACUGCAUCAGUUUUCCUGAAAGUGCAAAAUGUAGAAAUGAAAGGAAAAGUUAGUGAAUGAACUAAAAAGGGGAAAAAAACACAAAUAAACGAACACAAACAUCUUGUUCUUUUGUAAAUCCUCGGUCAGCAGUGAAGUCAAAUAUAAAUUGUUGUUCAUGUAAAGAGUGACUGAGACGUGGGUCAAACUUUCCACAUCGACUGUAUGAACCUCAACAGUUCAACAGUUUGUUUCUCUAUAAGAAAACAAACUGUAACAGACAAAAUAAGAUUUCCUGGGUCGAACCAACUGUGACACUGAGGUGUGACUGUGUUUGUGCUUUUAUAUGUGAAAGUUCAACGUCUUUAGAAAAAGAAGAGUUUAUACAUUUUCUGCUUUAUGCAAACUCAGUCAUAUAUUUUCUCAAAAGCUCAACAAAGUACACAUAUUGUACAACACAGAGUUUAAUCUGUAGUUAAGAGAAACAAUAAAUGCAGUUAAGAAAUUUUUAUGCAAAUUAAUCACAGGGUCUGUGUUUCCUUACAUGCUGCCACUUCCUCAAAGCUUCUUCCUGUCUGAAAGCAGACAGAAGGCUGGACAAGAACAGAACAGAACAGCUCGAUAUCUACCAGGGUCAGUACUGCAGGACUGUUAGAGGACAGUUUAAACUCCUGCUCAGCGUCUCAGUCCUCUCAAGAUGUCCUCAGAUAUUUAUGCCAAACCAGAUCUAUCAACGAAGGUGAGAUACAGCAGAAAGGAGGACAGAGCAGAGUGGGAGCAGAGGGAGGUGGAUAUCUACGAGAGUACAGAUGAGAUCAGAGAAAGUUAUGUUCAUUUUCAGUCACAGGAAGGAGGACCACAGACUCAGAGUCCUCCUUCAGUCCAGAAGGGCUCUUUCAGAUGUGCCACACUGGGUCUAAGAGUGCUGUGCCUCCUGAUGUUAGCUGGGAUCAUCAUCCUGUCCAUAUGCUAUGCUUUGAACAAGAAUGAAAACAAAACACUUCAUGCUAAAUAUGACAAACUGAACCACGUUUACAACGACACCAAAAAGAAUCACGCUGAGCUCCAGGAUCAACUUCAAGACACAAAAACCAACCUGACUCAGUUACAGAGCAGUUAUGAUAAACUGAGUAAAAACCACAGUCAGCUACAGGAAGAAGUGAAGAAGCUGAAGGUGAAGAUAGAAGAGAAGUGUCCUGAUCGAUGGAGGAGAUUUGGAAGCAGCUGUUACUUUAAAUCCACUGAGAGGAAAACUUGGUCUGACAGCAGGAGAGACUGUCAGGAUAAAGGAGCUGAUCUGGUGAUGAUAAACAGCAAAGAGGAACAGGAAUUUAUCAAUGAACUGAACAAAGAGCUGAGAGGAGAGUCCUGGAUUGGUCUGAGAGCCAAACAGACAUCAGGACGAUAUGAAUGGGAAUGGGUGGACGGAUCAGCGCUGACAGAAACGUUCUGGGCACCAGGAUGGUCAUAUGCUUAUUCUGGUUACUAUGGAGUCUGCUGUGAUGAUUCUGGGAAAUGGACAGGGUCAUAUGAUCCUGUUUCAAAGACCUUCAUCUGUGAGAAAUGAGUUUGGUGCUUUGAUGUAAAUGUUUGAAUAAUCCAACCAAAGACACCUCACUAUGAAAUGUCCUGCAUGAGCCUCAGACUCAGCUCACAGUUGUUACUUGUUCAUUCUGCAUCAUAUAUUGAUUACAUAUAUUGUCCCUCUGUGCUCUGUGCUGUACAGUAAGGUUGGAAGUCAUCCACACAAAACCUUGAAGUACUUCAUUACUCUGUAGUUCCAGCAAAUUGUUCUAAUAAAAGUCAAAGUGCA